AUGUCGGCCCCUAGCAGUCCGUCGAAAAGAUCGUCACUGCCUAUGAUUGGCGGUGAAGUCAGUAAUCGUCAAACUAAAAACAGGGUUUUUGUCAACCGAUCGGUUAAUAUGGAGAAGAUCAAGAUCUUCGGCUUCGACAUGGAUUACACCCUCGCUGUCUACAAAUCCCCUCAGUACGAAAAGCUCGGAUACGAUCUCAUCAUCGACCACUUGAUCAAACAGGGCUAUCCUGCAAAACUAGCCAACUACUCUUACGAUUCUUCAUUCGUCGUCCGAGGACUCCUUUUUGAUCGAAAAAUGGGAACUCUUUUGAAAAUUGACGGUUUUGGAAACAUUCUUGUCGCCUGGCACGGUUUCUCCCCACUGUCUUACGACAAACUUCGGGACUGCUAUCCCAACAAGUUCAUCAACAAGGAUGACAGCGGUCGAUUCUUCGUCUACAAUACGCUCUUCAACCUUCCAGAAAUCUACGUCAUGGCGGUUAUGAUCGACAUGUACCAGAAACUCGAAGACUACGACCAAACCGAGAAAGGAUUCAAACAUCGACAGGAGCAAAUUGAAAUCACAUACAAUCUUAUUUUCAACGAUGUCCGAGAGGCGGUCGAUUAUGUGCAUAUUUAUGGAGAUUUGAAGCCGAAGACUGUUGCGAACUUGGCGAAAUAUGUCGUUAGGGAUGCAAAGCUGCCACUUUUGCUCAACAGAAUGCGGGAAAAUAAUGACAAGAAGGUUUUCCUCGCCACGAACUCUGAUUACGAAUACACCAACAAAGUGAUGACUUAUUUGUUCGACUUUCCACACGGCCCAGAGGAUUCUUCAAAGCCCGGAACUCCCCAUCGCGACUGGAAAUCGUACUUUGAUCUGAUCAUUGUUGACUCUCGAAAGCCAAAGUUCUUUGCCGAUGGAACCCCACUUCGACAAAUCGAUCUUAAAACUGGAAAAGUCAAAAUUGGCCGAAGCACUGGUCCAGUUGAAGAAGGAAAUGUCUACUCUGGUGGUUCUUCUGACGCUGUGACGAAGCUUUUCGACGCAAAAGGAAAGGACAUUAUGUACAUCGGAGACCACAUUUUCGGCGAUAUCCUCAAGUCAAAGAAGGAAAACGGAUGGCGAACAUUUUUGGUGGUUCCCGAAUUGUCCCAGGAAUUGCACAUUUGGUCGGAUAAACGAGACUUGUAUGAGAAAAUCAGAGCGCUUGACGAUGUCAUCAGCGAGGCUUACCAAAACCUCGAUUCCAGCUCGAAGGAUGCAGUAGAUCUUCGAAAAGUCAAGAAAAACUUCCGAGAGACCGUCCACGAAAUGGACAUGAACUUUGGCAUGUUUGGCUCAAUGUUCCGCUCCGGCUCGCGACAGACGAUGUUUGCGACGCAGACCAUGCGAUUUGGCGAUCUGUACGCUUCAUCCUUCAUCAACUUGUUCUACUAUCCCUUGAACUACCUCUUCCGGGCGCCGCAUAUUUUGAUGCCGCACGAGACUUGUGUGGAAUCUGUCGAGACAGCGUUCUUGGUCGACCAAGAAGAGGAAUCUUCGCUCUCCACUAGAGGUGUCAUCAAGCCCUCUGCAGAAGAUCGACGAAAACAGGAUCGACUUGAAGAGCUCGAAUCAGACGCCGAGUCAGAGUACGAACCCGACCCCUCCGAACUGGUCUACCCCAACGUCCCCACCGCCAUCACCCACAAUCACGACAACGACGAAGACUCCGACAGUGACGACGCUCAGACUGAGACCGUCACCGAGUAA
Messenger RNA from Oikopleura dioica, 1734 nucleotides. The record is from the annotation of a GenBank genome assembly. NCBI's taxonomy places the organism in Eukaryota, Metazoa, Chordata, Appendicularia, Copelata, Oikopleuridae.